AUGGCCGACGGAGACUACGAUAGUCCCCUUUGCAAGUUCACUAGAAGCCGAUUGCACUCUAACGCCGACAAAACGGAAUACACUGAUACCGCUGGCUACAUAUCAAAUGCCGAGAUCAAUCAACUCCUCAAACACAACUCAUCCCGCGUCAACAAACAUUACAUCGAUGCCCACAGCAACAGAAACCUUAUAGUCUACGACGAUACGAACUAG
Penicillium antarcticum is the source of this 213-nucleotide messenger RNA. RefSeq lists its product as uncharacterized. The coding region runs from base 1 to 213 and encodes 70 amino acids. The record is from RefSeq and is a predicted model, not a curated record. Lineage: Eukaryota; Fungi; Ascomycota; Eurotiomycetes; Eurotiales; Aspergillaceae. The transcript has a single exon.